UAAGAAGCGCUGUCAUCAGUGACAACCUCAAAGCAUUCUGUAGCAGGGAACUUCUGGGAACAUACCAGUUUUUGUCCAUCUAAUAAUGGUUCGUACUAGUUUCAAUCUUGGAGGGUAAUAUUUUAGCCUGGUUCCCAGAUUCUCUGAGUCCUACUGCUGACUCUAUCCCCACCUCCACCUUCUUGCCUGCAGGCUGUUGAGAAUCCUGAGAUACAACGUUGGGCUGCUUAGGGACACUGGUCUCAAAGAGGUCCAGGCACUGGUAGAAGGUCACUGAGCUGUUUACAGAGGGGCCAGCCCCCAAUUCCAGGGCUAUGGGCUCCAAGCCCAGUCUUCUCUCCAACAAGGAGCAUGAAGACCCAGGGGACACAGGGCCCUGCGUUCGCAUCCUUAGCAGAGAGGUUGGUAUCAGUGGCUUACUGCAGCAACUUAAAACACUGAUUAGUUCUCAAGGAGAAAACCUGUUCAUCGUUAAUGAUCUUAAGUGGUCAACGGAUUCUCCUUCCGUGUUUCCUUCCAAAUCGCCCUUGGGGACUGGGCCCAAGCAAGGCUAUGAGAUGCCAGUAAAGUUGUCUUUCUGAGGCUUUGCAGGGGAAAGUAGUUUGGGAGACCCUCCGCAGGAACCCCCGGGUUGCCAGGGGCUCACAGUGCACCGCACCCCUUGGAGGAGAGAUCGAGGCGAUGUCCCCAGGCCUUGCGCAGCGCCACUCGCCCCCCAGCCUCGGCUCAUCACCCAGCGGACCGGUGGGCGGGGCCCAUUCCUUCCUAGCACCUGGGCCCCUGCUUCAGGCGGCUGCGGCUGCUCGAGCCCGGGGCAGGGCUUUUAUUGUGAAAGGAGCUCCCCCCUCCCGCGCUUUCGGGGAAGUGGGGAGGCUGGGCCGGGACUCGACGCCAGGACUUUGCAAACUCUGCAAACUUCCCUAGCUGACUGAGGAGGCUCGAGGCUGCGGGAAGGCUACCGCAGAACGACAGAUCCCGCGUGUGCAUUCUCCUAGACCUCCUCUAACGAAGCCUAACCUCAGAGCAUCCCGCCGCGCAUCGCCUGCCCCGGAGUUGGCCGCUAGAAAGCUGUGGCCCCUCGGUCCGGAUCCCGCGUCCCGGGAAGCCCGGAGAGCCACGGUGCCGGGGGCGGGCCGGGGCGGCGGGAUGAGCUGGCGAGCAGGCUGAGCGCGCCGAGGAGCCGGUCCAGCCACCGAGGGGGACAUGGCAUCUUGGCUCUGGAGAAAGCUGCGUGGCAAGAGGCGGUUGGUGACGGCAUUCUGCCUCUUAAUGGCUCUGUCUGUGGUGGCUGUCACCCGCUUCCCUCCACAGCACCCAGCUGCCAGCCCAGACCCUGGUCCCGUGGAGCCCCAGCAGGUAACUGGUGCCCCUGUCCCCCAGAGCAGGCAGGCUCUGAGCUCCGGCUGGAGGCAGCGGGCAAGAAACCUGAGGUUCCGGAGAGGCUGGGCCUUGCCUGGGAGCUCCGUCCUGGCGUGUGCUGAGGAGCAAGGCCACGGAGGGAGCGUGGACAGCAGCAGGCAGUCCCCAGACAUGGACAGCAGACGUCCAGGGAGGGUCAAGAGGGGCAUUACUUUGGCACCUCCAGGAGAUCUGAGACUCAGUACCCGGCAUCUGGUGCUCCUGAGGGCGGAUGAGGUCAGGGGUCCAGGAACCAAAGACCUGGACCUCCCCUGGCACAGUGGUCCCCUCUGGGAGGCACAGAGUGAGACGGGCACCCCAGAUGGCCCCCUCGCAGGGCACAACAUGGCAGCAUUACAGACUUGGAGAGCUACUGCUGGACCGACCCUCCGGCCUCAUCCAGCAGAAGGCGGGGAUCUGCCAGGACUGAGGAACAGAGCCUUGACUGGUGGACAACAAGCAGGGGGUCCCUCCCCGGCCACGGGGGCUCGUCAGUGGCCUGGCUCUGUUGGGGAGCUGCAAGGAUCUGUGUGGUGUGACGCUGAGACCCCCAGGCUGUCGAGUGGCUUGAGGACCAGCGAACAGGUGCCCCCGUGGCUCACAGAGCAGGAUGUGCAGACCCUCCAGCUGCUGGCGCAGGGGCAGGUGGUGGGCAAAGCCAGGGUCCCUGGCCACGGGCAGGUGCUGCAGGUUGGCUUCUCCGCCAAGGGUGCCCUUCAGGACCUGUCUCCGGGGCUCAGCCACCUCUGCUCCCAGGGGCUCUGUGGCCUGAUCAAGAGGCCUGGGGACCUGUCUGAGGUCCUGUCCUUCCAUGUGGACCGCGUGCUGGGGCUGCGCCGGAGCCUACCUGCCGUGGCCAGGCGCUUCCACAGCCCCCUGCUGCCCUACCGCUACACGGACGGUGGCGCAAGGCCCGUCAUCUGGUGGGCACCCGACGUGCAGCACCUGGGUGAUCCAGAUGACGACCAGAACUCGCUGGCCUUGGGCUGGCUGCAGUACCAGGCCCUGCUGGCACGUGACUGCAGCCAGCCGGGCCAGGCCGCAUGCCUGGGCAUCCACCGCACCGAGUGGGCACGCCUGGCACUCUUCGACUUCCUGCUGCAGGUCCAUGACCGCCUGGAUCGCUAUUGCUGCGGCUUCGAGCCCGAGCCCUCGGACCCCUGUGUGGAAGAGAGGCUCCGAGAGAAAUGCCGGAACCCGGGGGAGCUGCGGCUGGUCCACAUCUUGUACGCAGGCCUGUCACUGCUGUGGGCUCUCCCGUUGCGGAGCACAGGCUCCGGACGCACAGGCUCAGUGGCCAUGGCUCACGGGCCCAGCCGCUCCGCGGCAUGUGGGAUCUUCCCGGACCAGGACACGAACCCAUGUCCCCUGCAUCGGCAGGCGGACUCCCAACCACUGCGCCACUAGGGAAGCCCUGAUUUCAGUUUUGAAGAGUUUUCAGAGGCCCUAAAACUGUGGGGACAGAGGAUGGGCAGUGCUAUCUGAGGAUGGCGGGUGUCUUGUGUCCUCGGUGAUGCUCAGGGGAACGCCUGGGACAGGGGCACAGGGCUCACGUGGGCGGGCAUACGUGUGUGAGGGUGCACAUGUACGGUACAUCCCGCAGCCUCAGCCCCUGGGUGGACUACCUCUGCCCCUUCCCAUUUCCACCCGUGCUCCUCAGCCCUUCGGCCACCAGAACAGGAAUCAGUCCCUCUGCCUUGCAAUUUUGCAGAAGGUGCUGUGGCUUUUGGCUACGGGUCCAGGUUUGAACCAGCCAGCUACUGAUUAGCUGUGUGACCUUAUGCAAAUUACUUCUUUGUGCCUCUGUGUCUGUAAAAUGAGGCUAAUAUCAGUGGCCACCUCCCAAGGUUGCUGGGAGGGUUCACUGAGAGGGUGCCUGGAUGUCCUAAGCACGGCAGCGGCAUGGAGUGAGCUCACUGCACAGUGCGAGGGGAGCGUCUGGGCGAGUAGCGGGCUGGGUGGUGGGACUGACAGCUCAGGGCCCCCCAAGCUGCUGAGCCCCGACACAGUCCAGGGGCACUGGCUAGGCUGCUCCCUGACUCUCCUCUGUCUCUGUCCAUGUUCUUGCCUGAGGUCCGGAGCAGUGAUCUCUCUCAUCUGGUCUACAUCGAUAACGCCGGCAACCUUCAGCACCCGGAGCACAAGCUGAAUUUCCGGCUGCUGGAGGGCAUCGACGGGUGAGGGUCAGAGCGGUUGGGUGGAGGUUCAGGGGCUGAGGCUUGAUGGCCCUGCUGUAGACCUUGAACUGUGGCUCCAGAGAAGCCCACAUUCCCUCAGACAAAAGCUGCUGGAUGAGCCUCAGAAGGGGGUGAGGAGUCCUGGGAAAGCUGAGGGGAUACAGCCAGCAGGCCCUUCAAGUCCAUGAUGGGCUGCCCCCUCCCCAGUAUCCGGAGGGCCUCCUGGCCCUGCACAACAUGGGCUGCCCUGCUGGGGAGUGGGCAGGCUGGCCCUUCCCUGGCAGGGAGCUAGCCUGGGAGACACCUUCCCUGCUCACACCUGCAGCGGCUGGGCCUUCCUAGGGCUCCUCCUCACUUCACCCGGGCCAGCAGAGCGGAUUCACCCACUCAGGGAGGUGGGACCCAUCGAAAGCUCUAUCCCCUGCCUGCUGUCACAGCAGAGCGGGUGGAAGGGUUCCUGGAUAACUAGUCAGCAGGUGGCCCUGGAGACUUUUCGGGCUGGCUUUGCGGGCCCCCAGCUGUGCAAGUUCUGGCCGACUGGCCUGGCCUUUCACGGAAACUCUCUGAGAUGGCUUUUGCUCUUCCUUUCUGUUAUGGGACUGGGGGACCUUCCUCCAGGUUUCCUGAGUCUGUCGUGAAGGUUCUCGCAUCAGGGUGUCUACAGAAUAUGCUGCUCAAGUCACUGCAGACAGACCCGGUGUUCUGGGAAAGCCAAGGCGGGCAACAGGG
Messenger RNA from Delphinapterus leucas (beluga whale), 4304 nucleotides. It is a transcript of the gene GASK1A, whose product is annotated as golgi associated kinase 1A. The record is from RefSeq and is a predicted model, not a curated record. Gene Ontology annotation, cellular component: Golgi apparatus. NCBI's taxonomy places the organism in Eukaryota, Metazoa, Chordata, Mammalia, Artiodactyla, Monodontidae.